Salvia hispanica is the source of this 3187-nucleotide messenger RNA. RefSeq names its product extra-large guanine nucleotide-binding protein 1-like. Gene Ontology annotation, biological process: G protein-coupled receptor signaling pathway. The record is from RefSeq and is a predicted model, not a curated record. NCBI's taxonomy places the organism in Eukaryota, Viridiplantae, Streptophyta, Magnoliopsida, Lamiales, Lamiaceae. Gene Ontology annotation, molecular function: guanyl nucleotide binding; G-protein beta/gamma-subunit complex binding; GTPase activity.
GUUGUUUGGUUUAUGAAUUGUUCAAAAAUCACGAAAAAUACGUAACAGUUUCCCACCAUGUUACCCGUCAAACACUCACGAUUCCAAUUUUCAACUAACUCCCUCACCUUCUCAAGUCUUCCCGAGGACCUGAACUAGUCAAGAUUUCUUCAAUCACGGGUUUCUAUGAGAUGUCUCCUUUGCUGUAUUUUCGCGGCUGAGGAUUACGAAUUGACUAAUUGUGGAAGUAUGUGUUUCUGAGUGAGUUUUUGAAGAAAUUGGCGGUGUUUAGCUGAGAUGACUAGUGUUUUUAGAAGUAUUCUGCCUGGUUCUUCCUCGAAGAACGAGGAUUUCGAUGAUGAUGGUGGUGGUGAUGAUUUUAGUGUUGAGUACUCCUUCGCGAUGGAGUAUAGUGGGCCGCCGGUUAGUCAUGAUAUUCCGCAGGUUGUGCCCAUUGAUAUUCGCCGGAUUCCGACCGCAUCCGUGGCGGCUAGGGCUGUUGUGUUGAAGGAUUUCUCCGUACCAGUUAUUCAUCCAGUAGCCAAAAGUGAUAAGUCUAAGAAGAAUGUGUUAGGGGAGUCGAGUUCGGGUUCUGAAGUGGCUGAGCGUUCUAGUAAACUUGCGAGGUCUGGGGGGAGGGUUUAUUCGAGGAAACUGGAGAAGGCUUCGGAUGCGGAAGUUGCACCGGAAGCCAGAGACGGAUAUGCUAGAAAGUCCAAGGAAUCGGGUGGUACUCAAAGUUCGAGUGAUGGUAGUAGGUUACCUGAUGAUGCGAGUCACUUGUUAGGAAGCUCGGGUGUUGAGGGCAUUGACGAUGGAUUUAUUGCUGCUGUAACGUAUGAUAGAAGUCCCCAUUCCAAGACGAUGGAGGUUUCUUCCGAGAAUUCAUCAUGCGAUGAGAGUUCUGGUCCAGGCAAUAGAAUGCCUGCAGUGACUUUUCGUGAUUCACCAUCUGUUGACUCGGUCUAUCAGGAGAGUGAUGAAUAUGAGAAUGCAGAUUUCCCAGAGAGGCCGGUGGCAUUCAAUGAUGGGAAGAAAGGUUCGUGCUAUAAGUGUCAUAAAGGGAAUCGGUUUGCAGAGAAGGAAAUCUGCCUUGUUUGUGGUGCAAAGUAUUGUAAAAAUUGCCUGCUCAGAGCAAUGGGUGAUAUGCCAGAAGGGAGAAAAUGCAUCACCUGCAUAGGAUACCCGAUUGAUGAAUCAAGAAGGGGGUCGCUUGGAAAGAGUUCUGGAAUGCUGAAGAAACUGCUAGCCAGUGAUACAGUCAAUAAAAUUAUGAGCUCUGAGCUUUCGUGUGAAGCUAAUCAGCUACCGUCCCAUCUAAUAUGCGUAAAUGGCAGGCCUCUCUCUAUUGGAGAGUUGGUUAAGUUGCAAAGAAGCCCAAAUCCUCCAAAGAAGCUCAAACCUGGAAAGUACUGGUAUGAUAAGGUUUCUGGAUUCUGGGGAAAGGAAGGAGAGAAACCAAGUCAGAUAAUCACUGCCGAGCUGGCUAUCGGUUAUCGAAUUGCUGAGGAUGCUAGCAAUGGGGACACAAAUGUGUUGAUAAAUAAUCGGAGGAUCACUAAAGCAGAGCUCUGGAUGUUGCAGGCUGCUGGAAUCAACUGUGAAGGAAACAUUCACUUUUGGCUUACAGCAGAUGGAUCCUGUAUGCAUGAAGGAAUGAAUAAUACCUUGGGCCAUCUGUGGGCGAGGAAAAGGGUCAAGAUAGUAUGUGCUGCAUUGUCUCUGCCAUAUCCUUCCGAUACAUUAUUCUCUGACGGUGUAGAAGUUGACAAAGCUGCAGCUGUUGCAAGGGAUCAGAAAAUGAUGAACAAAAUUCUCCUAGUUGGUUGUGACCAGUCUGGUACGAGCACCAUAUUUAAACAGGCCAAGAUUGUAUAUGGUGUCCCAUUCUCAGAAGAUGAGAAACAGAGCAUCAAAUUUGUAAUCCAAAGAAAUGUAUACAGCUAUAUCGGUCUUCUGCUUGAGGGGCGUGCUCGUUUUGAAGAAGAUUAUAUGGUUGAGAUGAGGAGACAACAAGUGGAUGAACCUGGUCCUUCAAGUUCAGGAGACUCUGGGUCGGUCGACGAAAGCAAUAUAUAUUCACUUAGCAGAAAGCUGAAGUCAUUCUCAGAUUGGCUACUUCAAACCAUGGAUUCCGGCAACCUGGAGCUCAUAUUUCCAGCUGCCACACAAAUGUAUUCGCCUUUAAUUGCAGAGCUGUGGAAGGACAAAGCUUUUCAAGCAACUUACAGCCGGAGAAAUGAACUACAUUCACUGCCAAAAGCUGCUAACUACUUCUUAGAUCGCGCUGUUGAGAUCACACAAAACGACUAUGAGCCUACUCAAAUGGACAUCUUGCACGCGGAGGGGAUAACCUCGUCCAAUGGGGUUGCAUCUAUGGAGUUCUCCUUCCCAAAAUCAUCUCUUGAUUGGUACAUGGACUCAACGGAUCAGAAUGAUUCGGCAGUGAGAUAUCAACUCAUCAGAGUUCAUCUAAGCAGCCUCGGAGAGAACUGCAAGUGGUUGGAGAUGUUCGAAGACGUGGACCUAGUCGUGCUGUGCGUCUCCUUAACCGACUACGACGAGUACCACGAGGACAUAAACGGCGUCCGUACGAACAAGAUGGUGGCGAGCAAGAACGCGUUCGAGAGCAUCGUCACGCACCCAACUCUCUGCGACAAGAACUUCCUCCUCAUCCUGAACAAGCUAGACCUUCUCGAGGAGAAGAUCGAAAACGCCCCGCUAAAGCGAUGCCCGUGGCUCGAGGACUUCAACCCGGUGACCAGCAUCCAGCCGCACCGAGCCAACAGCAAGGGCAACCCGUCUCUGGCGCAGCGCGCCUUCCAUUUCGUCGCAGUCAAGUUCAAGAGGCUGUUCGCCUCGCUGACGGACCGGAAACUGUUCGUUAUCUCGGGGACGGGGCUGGAGGCGGAGAGCGUCGACAGGGCUCUCCGGUUCGGGCGGGAGAUUCUCAAGUGGAACGAUGAGAUGCAACCGGUUAGCAUGAAUGAGUCCUCUUGUGAGAGCAUUACGAUGGAUCCUAGCGCUUCUACGUAUAGUUGAUUAUUUGGUUUGUGAGUUUUGAAUGUGGAGACAUUAAUUAAGAUUAGGAGUUGUAUAUUUAUGACAUGAUAGAGAAUACAUUUACACACGAAGUUGUAGAGAAAGCAACAUUCUUGUACAUAAUUAUGAAGAUUUACAGAAUAAAAAGAAGAUUGGUUUGGGCUCA